Molecule: messenger RNA, 2395 nt
Organism: Homalodisca vitripennis (glassy-winged sharpshooter)
Lineage: Eukaryota; Metazoa; Arthropoda; Insecta; Hemiptera; Cicadellidae
Product: KIF-binding protein
Exons: 10
Coding region: 283-2055 (590 amino acids)
Molecular function (GO): protein binding
Source: RefSeq, a predicted model, not a curated record
ACUACAGGUGUUUUAUCAAUACUCUUCAUUCUAUGGUCUAUGUACAAAGCCGUCAAAUAAGACUAGUUUCAUUUAUUUGAAUUUGACACUUGUCUGUAAGUCAAAAUAAAACUGAGUUGAACGAAACCAAAAAACUUGAGGUUAUGUUAGUAUAAAAAGUGGGCUAUUACCAAUAGUUUACACAAAGUUACUGUGUGAAUCAUUUAAAGAUUUGUUUUAAUUUGAACUUAAGAAGCAUUUGUUGUUUUUGUUCCAGCUCGAAUUCUGAAGAAUAUAAUCAGGAUGACUGAAGUCAGUGAAGAUUUACUUAUAGAGUUGAGAGAAAAGUGUGAAAAAGUACAAAAUCUGUUGGAGGAAGAGAGCAAACGUGAUCCAGAGACGGAACCGUACAAGUCUAAAUAUGCUGCAAGGGAAAUAUUAAGUGAUAUGAAGUCGUGUUUGACGAACUUAAAAGACAGUGUUCGGUCGAGUGACCCACUGUUUGAGGAAAUAGAAGCCAUGUACGGAAGUGUGUUGUUACUGCUGGGAAUUGUGGCCUUGGAAACUGAGGAGUUGGCGACGGGAGAGGAACACCUGAUGAACUGUUUAGCCUGCAUGGAAGAUCAGUCCAUGCAUCCGAAGAAAGUCUUGAUUGUACUGAGAGCUCUGAAUCAAUUAGGGCUGCUCUGGUCACAGAGAUCUGAUGGCACAAAAUCACAUGGGUACCUACAGCAGGCUGAACAGCUGUAUAAUGACUACACAGACCAGGUGGAGGAACAGCCGGUAGAUGUAUACGCCUUGUUUACUUCUCCGGACCAAACCCCUGCGCAGACUAAGGGUGACAGUCCACUGGAGAAGGUGCAUACUCUCACCCUGUACUACCUGGCACAGGUAUACGGAACCCUCGGUAACCCUCUUAAGUCUGCCGUCUAUUGUCAUAACACUCUCAAACGUCAAUUGGAGAGCAAGGAUUAUGACAUGAUCGAAUGGGCCCUGAAUUCAGCAACUCUAGCACAGUUCUUCAUGGAACAAAACGCCUUUCGUCAAGCACGUCACCACCUGUCAGCUGCGUCUUAUGUGCUUGACAAGCACGAUCAGGAACUACAAACCAUUGAGUGCUCUGAAGAGGAACUAGAAGCAAAAAAAGAACGGCUGAAGCACCGAGGGGCGGACGUGGCACGCUGCUGGGCCAAGUAUGGUAUAGUUCUGCUGUCUACAUCCCGGGACAGACUCAUGGAAGCAGAGGAGGGUCAAUCUGGCGAUGCCACCCCACAGAGACUACGACCUCCAGGGGAGUUGUCAGGGCUGCAGUUCUCUUUGCUGGAGUUGUCGGUGUACGAGGACCAGGUGACUGACAGUUUCGUGCUGACAUACGACGACGCUCGCACCGUGUUCCUCAACUGUCAGCAGUGGCUCGGCCAGGCCAAACUGUACUACACACUAGACGACCACGCCUCCGAUCAUGUCCGUAUCAUCCAGGACUAUAGCGAGCUCUACCGGAACCUGGUGUUCUUUGAGGACGAUGAGGAGAGGCAGUGCAAGAUGCACAAACGUCGAGUGGACUUGCUGGAAGGAGUAGUCAAGGAGUUGAACCCGACAUAUUUCUUGACUACUUGUCAGGAGCUGUGGUUCGAGCUCGGAGAAACGUACACGGCCAUGGUGGACAUCAAACUGUCAAAACUGGAGGCAAACUCAGAUACACCGUCUGCCCAUGCACUACAAAAGGUGAAUCACUUGGCUGAACAGGCAAUAGCAGCUUACAACAAGUUCCUGGACACACUCAGGGAUCAUAAAACAAAGGAGAUUCCAGAUAAAUUCAGUCCAGAGUUAGAGAGGCCAGGGUUGUUGAUCUACUUUUACCUGGCCGGACUGUACAGGAAGUUGAUAGCAGCAGACAAAGCCACUAAGUUAGCCAAUCUUAAGAACAGUCUGAAAUACUACCAGAAAGUGGUAGAGUACUGCCAGCGCCACGAGGGAGCCAAGGACAGUGUAUCUGCAGAACUGAGUGCUUGCCAAGACAUCGUAUCUCUGCUUCCCCUUAAGAUAAAUAAACUGGCAGAGACAGUUAGCCACUAACUUCACUCCACUAACCUUUAGUUCCGACUAGAAAUGCCACUCACAACAGUUUAACAUUUGCAAUCUGCCAUCGAGUUUACUGCAAUCCUUGUGGUUCUGUUAAUAGAUAUUAAGUUUGUCAUACUCUAAUCAUUAUUUUUAGAACUUCUUUGUUGUUUAUGUCUUAAUUGGCUGAGAUACCUUUAUUUAUUAAGAAGCAAAAUUGUAUUCUAAUGAUAAAUUCUACUGUAAUGUUUAUAAGUUUUAUAAUCUAAAAUUUAUUUUCUAGUCAUUUUUUAAGAAAACCAAAAAUAUAGAUUUCUCUAAUUGUUUGCAAGACAUUAAAUAUUACAAAACUGUU